Messenger RNA from Daucus carota subsp. sativus, 1266 nucleotides. RefSeq lists its product as uncharacterized. The transcript is spliced from 3 exons. NCBI's taxonomy places the organism in Eukaryota, Viridiplantae, Streptophyta, Magnoliopsida, Apiales, Apiaceae. The record is from RefSeq and is a predicted model, not a curated record. Bases 1 to 1266 code for a protein of 421 amino acids.
AUGAUUGCCCUACAGCAAGGAACCACGGAUGAUAAUUUCCGCCGAUCACUUGCCAAGAGGGCCCCUGAAAAUAUGAAUGAGCUCCAGGAGAGGGCCGGGAAGUAUAUCAAGGCUGAGGAAAGCCUGAAGAAAUCUCAUAAUAACCAGGGACCGACCUCGAACCCAAAGAAACGUGGAAACGACACCGAGUACAACGCGGAUAAUAAGUAUUCAAAGACAGGGGAUGGUGAUAAGUCCCCCACCAAAAAGAAAGCAGGACCGAGGUUCACUGAGUUUCAUAAAGAUACAGGACAUAAGACCGAUGAUUGUCGACAGUUGAAGGAUGAGAUCGAGUUUUUGAUCCGAAAAGGCAAGCUGUCCAAGUAUACUAGGGAUACGGACAAGAAUCCCCGUGACAAUGACAACCGUGGAAGAGACAACGAUGAUAGGAAUAAGAGAAACCAGCCCAGAGGGCCUGUGAUCAAUGUAAUCUCUGGAGGACCGACCGCAGCAGGCCUAUCUAGUAACUCACGAAAAGCUUAUGCUCGUGAAGUGAUGUACAUUGUUGGAGAGCCCCCGAAGAGGGCAAAAAUUGAGUUUGCUUUAGCAUUCGACAAUUUAGAUCUUGACAGAGUUAAAUUUCCCCAUGAUGAUCCUUUGGUAAUCACCCCGGUGAUUGGAAACUCUUCUGUAAAAAGGGUACUCGUUGACGGUGGAGCCUCAGUAGAUAUCUUAUUUCAUGAUGCAUAUGAGAAGAUGGGAUAUUCAGAUUCGCAAUUGACACCUUCAGAUAUGCCUAUAUACGGCUUUAAUAACGUGGAGACAAAGAUUGAAGCAAUCCCAUCCACCUACCACUUGAAGAUCAAAUUCCCUACCAAGAAUGGGGUGGGAGAAGAAAUAGGAGAUCAAAAAAUGGCUAGAAGUUGUUAUGUGGGGGCUCUGAAAUCUGGAGGGACCGGGGGGCAAGUUCUCCCAAUUGAGGACUUGGAUGUCCGAGAGGAAGAGGAAAGGAGAGGAAAGCCAGCUGAGGACUUGGUUCCCUUCUCCCUAUAUCCAGAUGAGCCCGAGAAGGUGACCUAUGUAGGGGCGUCGCUCCCCGAGGAUAUGAAAUCCGAAUUUGUGAAAUUCUUGAGGAACAACCGGGAUGUGUUUGCUUGGACCGCAGCCGAUAUGCCAGGGAUUGAUCCCCUCUUUAUGACACACACGCUUAACGUAAGCCCAGAUAGAAAACCCGUGAAACAAAAGAAGAGAAGUUUUGCCCCUGAGAGGCAAGAAGCCAUAAAAUAG